AUGGAUAUUUUUGACGACGAUGAAGAUAUGUUUGGAAAUGAUGCAGAAAUAUUAGAGAUUGUUGAUUAUGGAUUUCCUAAACGGAUCACUCUACGGCGCAAUCAUUUUGAAGAUUUGGAUAACCUUACAUUUUUUCAACGAUUUCGUUUAACAACGAAUACUGUUUUAAACAUUUUACCACUAAUUGAAGAAAAGCUUGAAUAUCCUACAGACAUUGUAAUCAAAUUUCCUUUAACAUUUCAGGGUAGUUUACAAACAGGAAUUGUUCGUACAAAUUGCGUCGAUUGUUUAGAUAGAACAAAUACCGCUCAAUUUGCAAUUGGGAAAUGUGUUUUGGGUUACCAAUUAUGUGCAUUAGGAGUUCUCGACAAUGCGAAAUUAGAGUUUGACACUGAUUGUGUUCGAAUGCUUGAGAGUCUUUAUGAGGAUCACGGCGAUACUUUAGCCUUACAAUACGGAGGUUCACAAUUGGUCCAUCGUGUUAAAACUUAUCGAAAAACAUCACCUUGGACAUCUCAAGGAAACGAUAUCAUGCAAACUUUAAGUCGAUAUUAUAGUAACACCUUUUCAGACGCCGAAAAACAAAACACAAUUAAUUUAUUUUUGGGUGUUUUUAUCCCCGAUGAAACUAAACCACAAAUUUGGGAUUAUUCUUCCGAUCAUUACUUUCAUCAUAAAAUCAAUUUAAAUAUUGAUAAAUCUUUAACACAAUGGUAUGGAAAUGAUGUGUUAGAGAGUCUACCUUACGCUUAUAACGACUUGGUCAAACCAUGUUCAGAAAUCGUUCAAAUUCACGCUGAAUACGCUGAAAUGAUUGAUGCUUACGCCGAUUUUCAUCGGCCGUAUGAAUUGACAGUUCUAAACGAGACAUUUUCUUAUAAAAUUUCAAACACAAUAAGAGAUUUUAUGCCAAAUAACACGACAAAUUCAUCUCCAUUUACCGUACGAAUUAGGCCAGGUCGUCGAAGGGAGGAAAGUUCGAAUAAAAAUUCAAUGAAAAAUCCGUCUUUAACUGGACAAAGUUCAACAAGUUCAACUACUUCUAGCAAUAGUACCUCCAGUUCCGGGAGUGAUACAAAUUCUUCGGAUGAAGAAAGUGUUAGUGUGAAUACAAAUGAAUCGCAAAUGACGAUAUCAAGGAAUAGUGAGAAUAAUAAUCAAAUUACGUUUCAAUCGUUGUUUCCAUCUAUGGAGCAGACUUAUGGGUAUGAAUUGAAAGAACCAAGUUCGAGGGAUGUUUUAUUGUAUAAAAAGUACGUAUUAAUCGGCGGAAAAGCUAAUGGGAGUAUAAAAGGAAAAUUCGCGACCACCAUAGAAUUCGACACCCCCAAAUUAAGUGAGGAUUCAAUAUUUUCCGUUGAUAUAUUUAAGACUCCUAAAGAAAGUUUAAGUAUUUAUGAAGAUUACGUUAAAAGUGGUAUAAAAGGAGCUGCUGCACCUUCAAAGAAAGAUAUGGAUAUUUAUAACUCAUAUUUAUCAUACAAAUAAUUAUCUUGUUACAAUAUAAUGUAAGCAAAUAAAUUUAUAUAGACGAUUUUAAAUUAAA
Messenger RNA from Onthophagus taurus, 1546 nucleotides. The record is from RefSeq and is a predicted model, not a curated record. NCBI's taxonomy places the organism in Eukaryota, Metazoa, Arthropoda, Insecta, Coleoptera, Scarabaeidae.